Messenger RNA from Hypanus sabinus (Atlantic stingray), 6376 nucleotides. It is a transcript of the gene ube2g1a, whose product is annotated as ubiquitin-conjugating enzyme E2G 1a (UBC7 homolog, yeast). The record is from RefSeq and is a predicted model, not a curated record. Gene Ontology annotation, molecular function: ubiquitin conjugating enzyme activity. Gene Ontology annotation, biological process: proteasome-mediated ubiquitin-dependent protein catabolic process; protein polyubiquitination. Lineage: Eukaryota; Metazoa; Chordata; Chondrichthyes; Myliobatiformes; Dasyatidae. The transcript has 7 exons. Bases 16 to 702 code for a protein of 228 amino acids.
CCCACCCCGUCACACAUGGACCGGGUGCCCGCCCGCCCGCGCAUGCGCCCGGCGCCCACGGGCUCAGGUAACAAGGCUGCGUCUCUAUUGUUGGCAGCCGUGGCAAGUCUUUCCCAAAAUGAAUCGCACAUGCAUCAGUUUUUUGGGAUUCAAGCUCGGUGGAAAGUUUUUAUGCAGUCUCUUAGGAAUAAUAUGCAAUUUGGAGUUUUAAGGGAACAUGAGGAAACAGUACCAGAGCUGAACAAAAAUCCUGUUGAUGGUUUCUCUGCUGGAUUGAUAGAUGACAAUGACCUAUACAGGUGGGAAGUACUUAUCAUCGGUCCCCCUGACACUCUAUAUGAAGGUGGUGUGUUCAAAGCUCAUCUCACCUUCCCUAAAGACUAUCCCCUCAGGCCACCCAAGAUGAAAUUCAUCACAGAAAUCUGGCACCCAAAUGUUGAUAAGAACGGUGAGGUAUGUAUCUCUAUACUUCACGAGCCUGGUGAGGAUAAAUAUGGAUAUGAAAAACCUGAAGAACGUUGGUUGCCAAUCCACACCGUGGAGACUAUUCUUAUCAGUGUGAUUUCCAUGUUAGCAGAUCCAAAUGGAGACUCACCGGCCAAUGUGGAUGCAGCAAAAGAGUGGAGGGAAGACCGCAAUGGAGAAUUCAAAAGGAAAGUUGCACGUUGUGUAAGAAAAAGUCAGGAGACUGCAUUUGAAUGAAUUGAUUUGCCAGGAAGCUCAAUUCAGGGUCUUCGAUUAAGAACAAACGGCACUGUUGACUUUCUGCACUUAAGCCACCAACUGUUGGACUUCAAACUAGUAAAGGUUGAAAAUCCUGGAUUGGUGUUGUGGAGCGAUGGGUGAAUUUUGCCAUCAUUGUGAAGAAAAGACCAUUGUGCCAACUUUGGGGGGUGGGCAGGGGAUGAAAACAAUGAUGCAUCAGGAUUCCUGUGAACUGCUUUGAUCUUCAGGAGUAAUUGUAAAGAACUGUACAUAGCACAUUAUCUGGAUAUUCUAUAUACAGUACUUAGAUGCCCACAAUAUGCAUUGUACCAAAUUAUAGCUUAGUUAGAAAAUUGUGUAAAUUCUUAAAAUUAGGGGGCUUUGUGCAUUCAUUUUUCUUAAUUUACUAUUAAAAGUUUUUAAAAAAAAAAAUGAGUCCUGCACUGUAAAAAGGUGCAUUUCUCCGUUUUAAAAAUGGAUUUCACAGUAAAUGUUUUACCAGCUGCUCUGGCACUGCAUUAACACCUGGGUGCCCUCCAAUAUUUUGACCAUAUUACAGAUAUUUGUGUAUUGAAGAUGCUGAUACGUCUGGUUUUACAGUGAUGGGUUAAAGUUUAUACCUGAAUUUGUAAUUGGGCAGGUGAAUUCAUUGGUCUUCACCACCUAAGUGAUGAACCAAGUUUUCCUGAAGCUUGUUUUUUUUUGUGUGGAGUAGGUUUGCAUGUUUAGGUGUAGACUUUCACCCUUCCAUGUGGGAAAUUGGAGAAUUUUUGCUAUUGAAAAUGCUGUUGUGUUUUUCUUUCUAGCUAUACUGCAGAUUUUCUGCCUGAUGUACAAAGACAAAUGGUGAUGUAUAUUUUCAUGUAAUUUGAUUUUUGGAAUUCUGUCACAUGUAGUGAAAGUUCUUCCAAAAUACAAUUCUUUUUCAAUAAGAGUUUGUGGAUUUCAAUUAUGUAAAGGCUUUCAGGUGCACCUGGUUUUGUUAUAUACACAAAUUGCUAUUAAUUUUAAAACCAGGAUGCAAAAAGAUUGAACUCUAACUAAGCCACCAUAUUUUAAUACAGGAGCUUGUUUCUCCAAAGGUAACAGUGGGUUUGAACAGUUUUAAGGCUAUGGGCUUAAAAUCUAGUGAUCUAUUGUGAAUCUCCUGUGCAGGAUCAUAAAUAUCUGCUCCAAGAUAUUCAGAAUGGCAGGUGUGCAAAAGCAUGACUGGUAUAACCUUGUGCUGUUUUCUUGGUUGUCCUUGUGAAUAUUGUACUUAAAUGAAGCUUGCACUGUGACUUUUUAAAUCUAACUUUUGUUUGCCUGAAAUGGGCAAUAUAAAUCUAGGAAGUGGAGAAGUUUUAAUAGUGAGAACUAUAACUUAAAUUUAGCACUGGUUUGAAACUUCUGGGAACUGAUGUAAUUGCAAAUUAAGGUACACUAGGUUUUUGAAUCAAAAUGUAAAACUAUUUUUGAUCUGAUUAUGCCUAUAGCUUUUUUUCAUUAUUGAAGGCUCCUGAAACUGGGAAAAGACAUAAAUUUGUAGGGGAAGAUAAAAUGGCUUUGGGUAUUUAGGGCUCUGAUUAAACAAGUUGCUUAAGUUGCAACAUUUAUCAAAACCAAGAAACAAGUAUCUAACUUUUUUUAAACAUCCUAGUUUUUAUUCCUUGUAUGUUCAGAGGUACAUUAUUUCAGAUUUCAAAAUACUGGAAGGAAACCAGAACAAGGGUAUACCCUGUACAAUUUGAGCUACUGGCUAUAUAAGGAAACAUGAUAUUUGCAUCAAAGGGCUUAUUUCAUGUUGGUGCUCUACAAUAGAAGGGUAUCAAAUUUUGGAAAUGACCAUGAAUAUGCUAAUAAAUUCUUAUCCAAUUCUUUAUGCAAAUUUGAAGCUCUGCUAUUAUGUUGGCAAUCAUAUUAGUGAUAUUUGGUGCUAUUAAGCUACAUGAUUUAAUAGCCUGCAAGAUUUGAUCAUGUCAUCCAAGCCAAGAAACUACAUGUGUCCUGUCUGCUAGAAAUAACUUGGUGCAAUAUCCCAUUGCUGUGUCAUGUAUUACUUGCAAAGGCAGUUGUUUUAAAAGAUUGAUGUAGUGCUGAUAUUUUAUUUACUUUUUUAAACUCUGAAAUUCUUAUCAAAUUCAAGAGAACAUGUUAAAUGCAGACUUGUGUAGCACGUUAAUGCUUUAUUUAAAAAAUGUCCAUAUGGUUAUAUCAGAACACUAAAAUGGUCAAUUUGUGAAAUGGGCAAGUGUGAUGCUAUAUGCAGCAGUACAGACUGUUUCCUGAAUGUAUUUAAACUUUGACACUUAGAUUUGAACUCAAGAAUCUGUCGUCUGAGAACAGUAAUACAAGCAGGUAAAACCCUUGUUUGCUCCACCAUUAGUGUUAUGGCUUCUGUCUCUGAGUGUGAAGUUUUUGGAUGUCUAAAAAAUCUAUUUAAUUUGUACUUUUCUGGGGGGAGGAGGGGAAGAAUUUCAAAGGCUCGGUCUUCUAGGUCUUGCACUGGUUAUGAAUAAUCUCCCAAAAGUCUUGGUUAGAAAGAAUGGUAACAGCACUUAAUAUUACUUAAAUAUCAAUGCUUAAAACUUGGAAAUCUAGGUGAUUUGGCAGAAGAUAUGAAAGUUAAGUUCUGAGGAGUAAGAACUGGCAGGAAAUUGUUCAGAAUUGAAGUGUAGGUCAUUUUUCAUGGGAUGUGGUAGAGAUCAUUAAGGUAUAAGUGAACAUUUUAAACAGAUAAUGGUGGCUUUAGUGAACAGGACAGAUCAGUUUUUCUGGGGUCAAAUUUUUUUGCACUGACAUUCAUUGGGGCUUUUUGGCUUUUCAUGUAAGUGUUGAAAUUCAUUUUACAUCUACAUGAAGUGGGCUCCUUUUGAGAGUAUUUGAAGAGCUGACUGAUCUUGCAGGACCUGCAAUUAUUUGCACUCUGAGUAAGGAUCUGGGACGCUUUCACAUUUGAAAAUCGUUAUUGGAUUACAAUUAAACCUACUGCCAAGCAUUUUAACUUGAAAUUUAGAUCCUUUCCUGGUAUUGCUGAGAUCACAUUAAAAUCAAUAGUUUAUGGGCCAGUUGUUGAGCAACUGAAGGAGGUGAGAAAAAACAAAUGUAAAAUUAGUACACUAGCAAGAAGAUCAUGUUUUUGAUCAUAAAAUGCAAUAAAGGAAAUUUGUGGCUGAACCUAUUUAUUUGGGUUGUGCAAAGUAUGCAUUUCUAACAGGCAUGAACAUCGAAGUCUCAAACUUGUGAUAACUGCUGCACCUGUCCUCUCCUUUCCCCUCCACUCUCUCCAUCUGCCCAUCACCAUACUUCUCCCACAGCUUCCUGUCUUCACUUCCCAGUAUAAAUUAAUGUAAAAGGAAGUUUCCCUUUUUCCUGGACAGCUAUAAAGGUAAAAUCCUUCAUAAAUAUCUCUCCAGCUCCUGAUUAUAAAUUUGAAAAUUCAAUUUUGAAGUAUAAUUUGUACAAUUUGAAGAAUAAAAUUAAGAAGAUAAUGAUUUAAGUAGACCAACACAAUUUAUUAUUUUAAACUCAUGAGCCAGGACGGGAGGGGGUGGAGAGAGGGAACCUACAGUCACAACAUGGGAUUGCUGCUUCCUAGAUGUAAAAAUCAGAUCACAAAAAUCAGAUUUCUAGCGGUGGCAGAAGGGAAAAUAAGAUGUAUAAAAUGUUAUUGGCAAUGGAAAUCCAACAUGCCUGACUUUGCUGAAGUACUUUUACCCUAGAAUGAGGGUGGGUAAGGAAAGUAUAUGUGUGGUUUUAGUAGACCCUUCAUCUCUAAGGCAAUGAAAAGGAUUGGAGCACUGCAAUGUAAUUCUGUUUGGCUACAUGUAGUCAACAUAUCAGUUCUUUCCUAUCUUUGCAGGAGGUUGUGCUCACCCAGUCAGUUAUUCUUAACACUUUAUCUUAAUGGGGAUUGGCCUCCUUGAGGAGACAGUGGGCAGGCAAGUGAUUUUGAAAUUCUACUUCAGGUAGACAGUACAAGGAAAAUUUGUGUAUUUAUUGGUUCCAAAUGUACCAUGAACACUGGAAAUGGGAGUUGGCUAUUCUCUCUCCCCACCCCCCAACCAUUCAUCAAGAUCAUAGCUGUCCAACCUUGACACAAGUUUCCUAUCCUUCUCUGAUAUCCUUGGUUAUUUUUGUGUUCUGAAACCUCUCCAUUGGUAGGUUGCUAGGCAACUUGGCUCAGUGGACUGGGAGGGCCUGUUCUGCACUGUAUGUAUAAAUUUGUUUUGAAUGCAAUCAGUGACUGCCACUCUUGAGUGAAGAAAUUUCUCCUCCUUUCAGUCUGGCAGUUAAUGCCUAGUUCUAAGCUCCAGGGAAAACAUGUUGCCUGCAUUCAAUCUGAGACUUGUGGUGUUAUUGUGCUUUCCCGGUAAGGUUACUUAUUCUAAAGAGACCCAGCUACCCAAUCUUUCCAUUUCAGACUUGACAUCCUAGGGCUCAGACUGGUGAGUCUUCAGAGAGACAAGACCUUAUUAAUGCUGGAAUACGGAACAACAAAUAAGCUGCUGACAGAACUGUCGUUAGCAGUAUCUACAGAGAAACUUGGUCAAUGUUUCGAGUCAAAAUCCUCAAGUCUAGACUGAAGGAUCUCAACCUAAAACAUGCCCAUUUUUCUCUGAAAAUGCUGCCUUGCUGAGUUCUGCUUGUAGCUGCUCUUGAUAAUCUUCUCAUUCUCUAUCAAUUACAUGCCUUUUCCAUCAGAUGAGGUACAAAGUAUCAGAAAUAAUAACUGGUGUAUGUCUGUAUGCUUUCCAUUUGGAGGAAUGCUUCACAUCUUAAAUAAGUUUCUGGCAUUGAAAAAAGCCAAAAACAGUGAACUCCAAUUGUUGAGGCAACUGGAAUCAUAUCAAUGAGGAUAUUGCAAAUAGAAUAGUUUAAAGCUUUUUACUUCAUCUACUUCUGUUAGAAUGUUUGUCAAAAGCAGUGAUCUGAUUUCAUUGGAAAAUUUGGAAUAAAAUACUAGAAAAAUACCUAUUUUGCACAAAGUGAAACAAACAUUUUGUGUAUUUUUAAGUGUGAGCAAUCAUUUAAAUCUGCCAUCUUGAUCUCAAUGGGUUUAAUCCUCCAAUUUGUCUCAUGAUCUCCCAUUUCCCACCUCCAAUGCAUCUGAAAGCUGAUGACCUUUGUGCCAGUGCUACUGGUUGUAACCAUGUGAGCAACACUCUUCUAUUCCACUACAGUAUAUAUCCACUACUAGAAUGAGACACCUGCACCAACAAGUAAUUGUUUUCUUCAGAAUUUAGUUUUUGAAUGAUAAAGCAAAAAAUCAGUUCAACCUCAAGGUUCCUGUAGCUGAUUCUAAUUGAUUAUCUUAACUGAAUUCACUUAGAUUCCCCCCCUCCCCUUUUUUUUAUUUGGUGCAAAAGAGCAAUUACUUUUUACUUAAAUGGCUAUAAACUUCAUUUCAUCUGCAAAGUUCCUUGAGAGCCUGCUACUGAAUGACUGGAAGGAGAAAUUGAUCAAAAGCUAACAAGCACUGCUGCUGAAUAUCCUGGGCUUAUUUUGUAACCUCACAAAUGAUUUUGUUCAGUGAGAAUGGAACACAAACCUAGAGUCUGAAUUCCUACAGUAUUCUGCUCAUUGAUGUUAGUAGACUAAAAUAAAAUGUAUUUGCCUUGAAGGGUAUUGUCUGUGCACAGAUUGAAAGUGUUCUUCCCUGCAAUAAAGCUUGGAAUUAUUAUCUCAUGAA